This is a messenger RNA of Vidua chalybeata, 2482 nucleotides long. RefSeq names its product DNA-directed RNA polymerase III subunit RPC3-like. Gene Ontology annotation, cellular component: RNA polymerase III complex. Bases 180 to 1748 code for a protein of 522 amino acids. The record is from RefSeq and is a predicted model, not a curated record. Gene Ontology annotation, molecular function: single-stranded DNA binding. NCBI's taxonomy places the organism in Eukaryota, Metazoa, Chordata, Aves, Passeriformes, Viduidae. Gene Ontology annotation, biological process: DNA-templated transcription. The transcript is spliced from 14 exons.
AGCGCGACGGGGCGGGAAUCCCACCCGUGGGAGGGCGCGGAGGGGGAAAUCCCCUCAGGGGAGAGCGGCUGAGCCUCCCCGUGCAGCGCGGUCAGCCAUGUCUCCUCUCUGUCCCCUCAGCCGUUUUUCUCCUUCCCUCCCGUCCCGUCCCGUCCCUCGCAUUUCCCGGAGCCGCCGCGAUGACCCAGGCGGAGCUGCGGCUCUGCUCCCUCCUGCUGCGGGAGAAUUUUGGAGAAAUCGUGGAAAAAGUUGGGAAUUCUCUGCUCCGGACGGGGCCGCGGCCGCUGCGGCUGCUGGUGGGGGACACGGGGCUGCUCCCGGAUCAGGUGAAGAAGGCGCUGUGCGUGCUCCUCCAGCACGGCCUGGCGCGCUACGAGCCGCAGCCGCGGGGCGCGGUGGAGUACGAGGCGCGGGGCGAGCGCGUCCUGCGCAUCCUGCGCUACCCGCGCUACAUCUACACGGCCAAGACGCUCUACGGCGACCCCGGCGAGCUGCUGGUGGAGGAGCUGCUGCUCCACGGGCACCUGCCCAUGAGCUCCGCCGUGGCCAGGGUGGCCGAUCGCCUCACCGAGACCAUGGAAGACGGCAAAUCCAUGGAUCUCAGCGAGGUCUCGGCCACCUUCGUGCGCCUGGCCGACACCCACUUCAUCCAGAGGUGCGCGGCGCCCCCCGCGGCGCCCCCCGAGGCCCAGGCCAAGGACAGGUUCGUGGUGCCGCGCCUCGGCCUCGUCGGCAAAGGGAAGAGGAGACAUUCGUGUGACGAGGAAGAGGAGGGAGAGCACAAAGCCAAAAGGCAGAAGCAGGAGGGAGGAAGCUCCGAGCCUCCCCCGGACGAUGGCAUUUACUGGCAGGUGAACCUGGAGCGCUUCCACCAGCACUUCCGAGACCAGGCCCUGGUGAGCGCCGUGGCCAGCAGGAUGGACCAGACCAGCAGCGAGGUCGUGCGGACGAUGCUGCGCAUGAGCGAGGUGACGACGGCCUCGGGUGCAUCCCACACUCAGCCCCUCUCCUCCAACGAGAUUUUCAGGUCUCUCCCAGCCGGGUACAACAUCAGCAAGGCCGUGCUGGAUCAAUACCUGGCGCUGCUGGCCGACGACCCGUUGGAGUUCGUGGGGAAGUCGGGGGACAGCGGAGGGGGCACCUACACUGUCAACCUGCACAAGGCCCUGGUGUCGCUGGCCACGGCCACGCUGGAGUCCAUCGUGGAGGAGAGGUUUGGCUCCCGCUGCGCCAGGAUUUUCCGGCUGCUGCUGCGCAAGAAGCACCUGGAGCAGAAGCAGGUGGAGGACUUUGCCAUGAUCCCGGCCAAGGAGGCCAAGGACAUGCUCUACAGGAUGCUCUCCGAGAACCUGGUGGCCCUGCAGGAGAUCCCCAAGACUCCAGACCACGCUCCCUCCCGCACCUUUUACCUGUACACGGUGAACGUGAUGGCCGCUGCUCGGAUGCUGCUCCACAGGUGCUACAAGAGCGUGGCCAACCUGAUGGAGCGAAGGCACCACGAGAUGCGGGAGAACAAGAGGCUCCUGGAGAAGUCCCAGCGCGUGGAAGCCAUCCUGGCCUCCAUGCAGGCCACGGGGGCCGAGGCGGCGCAGCUGCACGAGGUGGAGGAGAUGAUCACGGGUCCCGAGAGGCAGCAGCUGGAGAACCUCAAACGCAACGUCAACAAGAUGGACGCCAGUGAGAACCAGGUGGAUGAGACCAUCUUCAUGCUGGAGGCGUUCAUCGAGAGCACCAUGAAGAGGCCGUGAGGGAGCAGGACAGGGACAGGGACAGGGACAGGGACAGGGACAGGGACAGGGACAAGGACAGGGAGAAGGACAGGGACAGGGACAGGGACAAUGGUGGGGACAGGGGUGGGGACAGGGAGCAGCUGCCUCUGCCCACGGUGCUUGUGCUGCUGAGGAGAAUAAAGGAACGGUUGGUGAAGCACCUGCGUGUCAGCUGGGCAUGGGGACACGGGGACACGGGGACACAUGGGGACAUAUGGGGACACAUAGGGACACAGGGACACACGGGGACAUGGGGACACACAGGUAUGGGGACACACAGGGAUACAUGGGGACACGGGGACACACAGGACAUGGAGACAGGCACGGGGACAUGGGGACGCAUAGGGACACCGGGACACACGGGGACACAUGGGGACACAGGGACACAUGGGGACACACAGGGACAUGGGGACACACAGGACAUGGGGACACAGAGGACAUGGGGACACAGAGACACAUAGGGACACACAGGGACACAGGGACGCACGGGGACACAUGGGGACACAGGGACACACAGGGAUGCACGGGGACAUGGGGACACACAGGUAUGGGGACACACAGGGAUACAUGGGGACACACAGGACAUGGAGACAGGCACGGGGACAUGGGGACACAUAGGGACACGGGGACACACGGGGACACAUGGGGACACAUGGGGACACAAAGGGACAUGGAGACAGGCACAGGGACAUGGGGACACAGGGACACACAGG